Messenger RNA from Nakaseomyces glabratus, 2880 nucleotides. RefSeq lists its product as uncharacterized. Gene Ontology annotation, biological process: phosphatidylinositol dephosphorylation. Lineage: Eukaryota; Fungi; Ascomycota; Saccharomycetes; Saccharomycetales; Saccharomycetaceae. Gene Ontology annotation, molecular function: phosphatidylinositol-4,5-bisphosphate 5-phosphatase activity; phosphatidylinositol-3,5-bisphosphate 5-phosphatase activity. The record is from RefSeq and is a predicted model, not a curated record. Gene Ontology annotation, cellular component: membrane; cytoplasm.
AUGAUCAUUCUCUCAACAAAAGGCCAUAACAGGAGAAUUGCUAUUGCGUCUAACUCACAGGCAUUGCUAUUGAAAGCAGAAGUGGCUUCAACUGGACGUUUAAGCUGUUCUGUAGAAGUUGUUCCGAAGAAAGAAUGCAUUGAAAAGGGCUUUGAAAAACUCUCUGAUCUAGAGAUUUAUGCCUUCAUUGGGCUUAUUGAGAUCGAUGGUUUGUUAUUUAUUGGAACUAUUACAGGUAAACGGGAAGUUGCUCAACCAAUACCAGAGACAUCUAUAAAUAGGGUUCUUGCUGUUGAUUUCUUCUGCUUGAACUCUAAUCGUUGGGAUGGCUAUGAUAUCGAUGACAACGGGUAUCCAAUGGAUACUGACAAGUCAAAACCUCCACCUAAUAAGAAUGAUAAUGUUAGGCACCCAUGUUGGGCUUUAAUGAAAUUACUUUCAAAUGGAAGCUUUUACUUUAGUAACGAAUUUGAUUUGACAUCUUCACUACAGAACAGAGGAUUCUACUCUAGUGGACUUAACGAUAACGUUUACGAUGAAAAAUAUAUGUGGAAUAACUUCAUGAUGAUACAACUUAUUGGAUAUAGAGAUAGGCUAGAUAGUGAAACAAAAGAGUUAUUUGAUACUGAGGGAUUUAUAACAAGCAUUAUCCGGGGCUACUGUGAAACCGCAAUAACAUACAUUAAUGAUUUUAAAGUUGGCAUGACCAUAAUAUCUCGCGAAAGCUUCAAGAGGACAGGCUAUAAAAAUCGUGUAAGGGGAACUAAUGAUGACGGAGAAACAGCUGAUUUUAUUGAAACAGAGUUUAUUAUGUAUUCUGGGUCAUUCUGCUAUGCAUAUACACAAAUUAGAGGUAGCGUGCCAUUGUUUUGGGAACAGAAAGAGUACUCUACUAAUCCUAAGAUUCAUAUAACUAGGGCUUUAGAGGCUACUAAACCUGUUUUUGAGCGCCAUAUGACUGCACUCCUUAACACUUACGGUCAUAUGAGAAUAGUCAACCUAUUAUCAACUAAAUCAGAUGAAUCAGAGCUAAAUGAAAAAUUUCAUGAGCUUUUGUCCCUGUAUCCGGAGAGCUGCGAAAUAAUUGACUUCGACUUAAAGAGAGAAUACAUUCAAGAUGGUAUUAUAGCUACAAAACGUCUCAUCCCCAUGGUUUUAAAAUUCGUUGAGCAAGAUGGAUAUUAUUCUUAUUAUAUAUCAAAACAUAGAACCCUCUCAGAACAGCAAGGGAUAUUCAGAACAAAUUGCCUAGAUUGCCUUGGAAGAACGAAUUUAGCUCAGCAAAUAAUUUCUAUGACAGCAUUUAGGACAUUUCUUGAAGAUUCUCAAAUUAUAAAAUGCAGUGACUACAUUGAAGAUAAGGAGUUUUUUUUGACUCACAAUAAAAUUUGGGAAGAUAAUGGCCUUGAACUUGCUAAAAUACACACAGGAAAUACUAAUGAUAACAACAUUGUUCAAAAGAAAAGCAAAUUAUCGUUGUCCAGUAGAUUCUCUAGUGUCAAAAAUUCUGUGAAUAGAAAAUACUUCAAAGUAUUUACUGAAGAAAUAGAACUCGACACAACUGAUUUGCUUUUGGGAAGAAAGGAUGACCAAUAUCCUGUUGAAAUUUUUGAUCUGCUGACAGAGUUUGUUAAUAAUGGUUUGAGACAACGAAUUUCAGAAUAUUCUAGUUAUAGACAGGUUAGCAUAUUCGUCGGAUCUUAUAAUGCAUCUGGCAAAGUUAUAGACGAUGACUUAACUAAAUGGCUAUUCCCAAUAGAAGAGAAAUUCAAAGCAGAUAUUGUUGUUAUAGGACUGCAAGAGGUAGUCGAAAUGUCAGCAAGAUCUAUAUUGAAUGCUGAUGAAUCUAAAGGUGGUAUGUGGGAGGAAACUAUUCGGACCUAUCUAGGAUUUUAUGGUGAUAGUUAUCUAUUACUAAGAAUAGAACAUAUGACAUCUCUCACUUUAUUGGUGUUUGCUAAAAAAGGAAUGAUAGACUUAGUAAAAAAUGUGGAAGGAACUUAUAAAAGAACCGGAUUUGGAGGAAUAGCCGCCAAUAAAGGAGCUGCUGCAUGUAGUUUAAAGGUUGGCGAAUCGAGCUUUUGCUUUGUUAAUUGCCAUUUAGCGGCCGGUGAAUCUAAUGUGGAUGACCGGAAAAAUGAUUAUGUAUCAAUAAAGGAUGGACUGAAAUUUUCUGUUGGUAAGACUUUGGAUGACCAUGACAAUAUCUUUUGGUUUGGUGACAUGAACUACAGGGUUACUAUGCCAAAUGAAAAUGUCAGAGAUGAACUUAUCCAGAAGAAGGAUGGCUAUUUAGAAAAUUUACUAAUGCAUGAUCAGCUAACUCAGGAAAUAUGCUCGGGGACAGUAUUUCAUGGCUAUAAAGAGCCUGAAAUCAGGUUUAAUCCGACCUACAAAUAUGAUAUUGGUACCGAAUUAUAUGAUACCUCAGAUAAGGAACGAACACCUUCUUGGACUGAUAGAAUAUUAUACAAAGGUAGCAAUAUACAAGUAUUAUCCUACUCCGAUGUCGAUCUCCUUUAUAGCGAUCACAAGCCGAUAUAUGGUGCCUAUAGGGUGAAAGUACUGACCGUGGACUCAUUAAAGAGACAAGUUAUCAAGGAGGGAUUGCAUAAGGAGUUUGAGAAUUUAGAUAAUAUAAAUCAUUUGUCAAUUGAUGAUGAUGUGAAUUCUUCUGUGUCUAGCCUGUCAGUGUCAUCCUCACAGAAAACCACAUCAAGAAGCCUUUCAGUUAAGAGAAAUAGUUCUGGAUCAAUACAAAGAAGACCACCUCCUAUGGAGUCUCCUCCUUUUAAUGCUUCUUCAACAGUAACAAAGAAGAACUCAUUCAAAAGACCUCCCCCACCUUCAAUUAGUAGUACAAAUUCUUCGCACUCUUAG